CAAUUUUUUCGUAACAUGAUCGUCAUUGCGUUAUCAUUGUUAUCAGAGUAUCUUAUAUUUACAUAACGAUAAACGCGGAAUGUUUAAACAUAAAGAACAAAGAUAGGAGCGUUUCAAUGUAACAAUACGUACUAACAAUGGAUUCGGAUUUUAAAUAUACAGCUUUAGUAACUGGUUUCGGUCCAUUUGACAAUCACAUCGUUAAUGCCAGCUGGGAAGCUGUGAAAGAGUUAAAUAAAUUAGCCGCUAAUUCGAAAGAAUUGAAGGAUGUCAAGCUAAUUGUCCAAGAGAUUCCAGUUUCGUAUGAGGAUGUCGAUAAUUAUAUACCUACACUCUGGGAGGAAUACAAACCCACGGUAGUUCUACAUGUAGGUGUAUCACACAAAGCAGACUGCUUAACGAUAGAGUGUUGCGCGAAUAGCAAUGGUUACGUACGAAAGGACAUUUAUGAUAAAUGUCCAGAUGAAAGUACAAUUUCAUACCAGAUUCUAAAAACUGGUAUCAAUGUCGAUACAAUCUGUGAUAAAGUCAAUAAACAUUCAAACAAAACAAAGUGCAAUGCCUGCAUUUCAUAUGAUGCAGGCAGAUAUCUAUGCGAAUAUAUAUUUUACAAAUCUUUACAAAUAAAUUCUACCAAAACAUUAUUUGUUCACGUUCCUGAUUUUCAUAAAUACUCAAGUCUUCAAACUGCAAAAGGCUUGCACCACAUUUUAUGUUAUAUGAUUCAAUGCUCGAGGGAUACAUAAUUAAGAAGAAUUGCAGGAUAAUUUUGACAGUUUUUCAAAUGUAUUUUUAAUAAAAAUUGGCCACAUUGUAAAACAUUAAAAUUGCUAUUAAUGUAAAAAUUAUUACUAUUCUGGUAAAUAUAAUAAUGUAU
Messenger RNA from Hylaeus anthracinus, 877 nucleotides. Its product is annotated as pyroglutamyl-peptidase 1. The transcript is spliced from 2 exons. Gene Ontology annotation, molecular function: pyroglutamyl-peptidase activity. The record is from RefSeq and is a predicted model, not a curated record. Gene Ontology annotation, cellular component: cytosol. Lineage: Eukaryota; Metazoa; Arthropoda; Insecta; Hymenoptera; Colletidae. The coding region runs from base 138 to 746 and encodes 202 amino acids. Gene Ontology annotation, biological process: proteolysis.